GCGGGGCAUCGGAGGGCGAUAAGCAACGGUCACUUUGAGGAGUUGGGGUAUAACGAGGUCGUUGCUGGGGGUAAGGUGGGGAAAGGAGGUGGUGGGCGAUUUGGGCAACGAGAAGCAGCAUGUGAUGGGUCGAAGCAGUAAACGGCGAGACGGAAGGCGUUUAUCAUCGGGAAGAAAGAGCCCAUCAAGGAGAGGGGAAAACAACACGAAGCAUCUAGAGGAGGCAAUGUUGGAUGACAUGCAAAUGGACAGCGUGGAGUUGGAUGAUCGGUGGGCUUUGGAUACGGACGUCAACAGCAAAGAAGCGUCAAUACUGGAUAGCCAUCGGAAGAAAGGUGAGAAAGGGGAGCACGCGAUGGCGGGAAAUGAAGGGGGAAGGGUGAGGAGUGCGAGUGCUGAUGACGGAGGUGACGACGAGGAGAACCGGAACGGCAUGCACAAGGGAGGGGGGGAUCAUGAUCGAAGGCCGCGGGCGUACGAUUCGCCGGAAGGAGGGGGGGGGGGACCUUGGCGGCCGGCAGGCUCGCCGCAAGAGGGGAGGAGGUAUGGAGGGGAGAGUCCGAGGUUCGAAAGGAAGCAUGAGAGAUUUGGAAGUGGGUGUAACGAACCGUGGCGCGAGGACCGCAGAGGUGGCCGAGGGAGAGGAGGAGUGGGUGGGACGCACAGGCAUGGGAGGGACAUGAUGGAAGAGGGAGAAUACGAUGAAAGGGGAGAGUAUUACUAUAAAAGGAAUGGGGGGCGAUUUGGAGGAGGCGGUGGCGGUUUGGAUGGCGGCGGGUGGUAUUACCAGGGGGGCGGACGACGUGGAGGAGGAGGAAGAGGGAGAGGGAGAGGGAACAGGUAUGGGUGGCAAGCAGAACGCGGUGGGCGUUUUGGUGGUGGCAGGAGGUCGUUACCGUACGACUGCGAGGAUGACGAAGGUUACUUGAGCGGGGAGAUGGGGGGGAGAGGUGGUGGUGAGAAAGGGGGAGGGGGAAGGAGACCCGUAGAUGGGGGAGGCGGAGGCAAUCCUAUCCUUCGCAGGGGUUUCAUGGUGCCUUCUCCUCGCUCUAGCGGGAGGACGGGCUAUGGGAGUGGGAACGAUACCCAUGGUCCGCGGGUGACGCUUACGGAUGUUGACGACUCUACCUUACUGUCCCUGAAAGAAGAGAAAUUGCUGUACACGGAUUCCGCGGGGGUAUACAGAGGGCCUGUCACGUUUAAGGAGCUACUUGAUCUAUAUGGGUCAGGGUACAUUCCAUCGACGUCGAAGGCAUCAUGCGGGAAUUUGUGUGUGGUAGUCAAGGCGCUUUGGGAGAAGAAUCGUUUUGUGAAGCGCCCACCAAGGAAGCGACGUUAUAAAGAGACACAGUCCUCACCAUCUGGUGCAUCCUCUGGUUUCUCCUUCUCUUCAUUCUCAUCUGAUGAUGGAAGAUGGCGGUCAAGUGGCAACAAAGUGAGACAUCGGAGAAGAACGAGAUCCCCAGUGACUGAUAAGGGGGUGACAACAAAGGGGAGAAGGUACAAAACAGAUUCUGAGAGCAGCAGUGAAGAGGAAGAUGAUAGAGAGAGUGAUGAUAAUGGCAAAGAAUCAGUUUCCAGAGGAGAGAAGAGAGAUGUUGAGUCUUCGAGGAAGGACAGGGGAAGGCGUUCAAAGGAAUUACGGAGGGAGAAGAGGAGGGAGGACAAGAAGGAUAGGAGAGGGAAGCGGUGUGAGGAGGAAGAGGGGUGUCAAGAGGAGCAUGUUGAGCAGGGGAGGCACGAGGAAGAUGGGGAACUAAAGGGAGAACAGGAGAAUGUUGAGCUGCAUGGGAGAAGGGAGCUUGAAAUGUCAACCGAGGUGGAUGGGUCAAAGAAGUUGGAUGAGGAAGUGAUGGCAGAUGAGGCAAGAGUGGUAGAUGAGGCGAUGGUAGAAGAAGCCAUGGAGGGGAAUGAUCUGGCAGUGGAUGAGGCCAAAGAGGUGGCUGAAGAGGAGGCGAGGGAGGUGGAAAAAGUGGCAGAAGAUGAAGCUGAGGAUGCAGAUCGAAUGGCAGGAGAUGUGGGAAGGGGGGGGAAUGAGGAGGAGGAAUUUGGGGUGGAGAGAAACACGUGUAGGAACGAGAAAAUGGAUGAGGAUGCCAUCAAGGACAUUGGUGCAGAGGGAGAUAAAGAGCCACUAGGGGGAGGAGAUGGGACAAUUGGCUGCAAGGAUGUGGAGGGAGGUCAUGGAAAGGUCGUAGAAUGUGACAUGGAGGUGUUAGCAGCAGAGUUACCGGAAGAGAACAGAAAAGGGGGUGAAUUUGGGGCACUGGCUGAUAUGAAGGACGUGAGAGAGCACCAUUAUAUUGUGAAUGCUUGCCUGGAACCAUCUGAAGAAAGGGCGAGGGCCAUAGUAAAUUGCAUUGCAAGCAAGGGUAAGGAAUCAUAUCAGAUUGAGUCAGGGGGGAAUACAAGCAAGAUAAAUGACACUAGGCGAUGGGCAGAAGAUCAUGCUGUUCUCAUGAAGGGGGACACCUGUACCAGAGGGCUCCAGGAGUAUGAAUAUUGUGCAAGAGUUGUAGCAGGCAAUGCAGCUGAGGAGGAUGGGAGCCUGGCGAGAAUUGACUCAAAGGUUGCAGAGGAUGUGAUAAAGCAGUGUAAAAUGGAGACGAAAGAACUGCAUGCGAUGAUGGACGAAUCACAGGUUGAGGGAAAAGGAUCAAGGGAGGAGGGAAAAGGAUCAAGGGAGGAGGGAAAAGGAUCAAGGGAGUUGAAAGGAUUGGAGGUGGAGUGCAACAAGUUGGAAGUCGGGCAGGAAGAUUUCCAAAAAGUGUCUGAAGAGCUACCUGUGGAGCUGAAUACGGUGAAAGCAGAGCCCCGAGGAUGGAAAGUUGAUCCCGAGGAAUUGAAAUGGGAGGCUAGAGGAUUAGCCAGAGAAUGCGGAGACCUGAAUGGGAAGUCUGAAGGACGAGAACAGAACCCUGAUGAUAGUGCUAAGGGUCCUGAAGAGAAUGGCUGUGUGGUUGGGGAUGUUCAGAAGGGGGAGGACACUAAUGGGAAUGAGGGCAGGAGUGAGCAUAGGAAAGAAAGAGAGAGAGAUGAGAAGGAGGAUGACAGGGAGGAAGAAGGUGACGAUGGGGAGGAAGAGGAAGAUGAUGAGGAAGAGGAUGAGGAGGAGGAUGAGGACGAGAGGGAGCGAAAGGCAUUGCAGAAGGCCGCAGAGAGGCGAGCACGAUGGGUGGCCAGGCUUGCUGCAAAUGACGAGUCCAGCCUCCGUCCUACAGUCAUAGAUACCGUAGCUGCCGCCAAGGCUUGGCAGGAGGCAGCAGAGGCAGAACGUCAGCGGCUGGCCAAUGAGGCGGCAGCCCAAGCUCAGCAGACUGCUGAGGCUGACGCAGCGGCACGAAACAGACGGAAUGCCGGCAGCACGGAGUCCCUGAUUGCUAGUGAGCAUCAGUGGACAACGUUACUCCAAUACAUGAUCUUUGUGCCUACGGAAACGCAGGCGGAACCGACACAGGCGGAGGCAGAGAAAAGUAACCUGGCUACCGUGAUGUUGCACAUAAUGAGGGGAGUAAUGUGGAACAACAAACUACUGCAGGCACACCUGCACGCGGAUCGUCAGCAAAGACAGCAGUACCAGCAAGACCUGGCCGCUGUAACGGCCGACGUCCGCAACGCAGUAGUGCAGCAGCAGCAACAGCAACAGCUGAUGAACUCUACCAGCGCACGCAUCAACGGCAUUGAGGCCAAGGCCUCAGCAGCGCCAGGCUGCACGAUGGACGCGACGAAGCAAAUCAAUGAACGCAUCGAUCACGUCGUCACCAUCAUCGGCGACAUAGGUGUAUGGAUGAACCACCUGGCGGCCACCCACAAGUGCACCAUCGCCGAACUCCACACGCACAUCACGUGGAAGGAGUUCGAGCAGCUAUGGCUCACCCGGUUCAUGGUCCGCAACGUCGUGAAGGCAGCCAUGAAUGAGGUGUACACAUGCUCUCAGGGGAACAUGCCAACUCGAGAUUGGACAACGAAGUGGCAAAAGAUAGUGACCACGCCAGGAUUCGAUUUGAGUUUCUCAAAUCAACGAUCCGAGUUCUUCUCGCGAUCGUGCGCGGGAUUGCGGUCGGCACUCGGUAAUGAGUAUGACUAUACCACAUUCCAGGGCAUUCUGGAUCGAGCGAAUUUGGUCAUCCAAACGGACGACAAGGUCGCUAACGAGAGACAAUCCCAGCCGCACUAUGUGGCUAAGCAGGCCUAUCAACGUCCGACACAUAACAAUGCCGUGAUUUCUGAGGAAACCGACGACCACCACGCUGCAGCAGCAUCCUCGAGUGAUGGAGGAAUUGUCGCAGCGCUCCCGCCGAAGCGUCCCAAGAGAGUUCGAAAGAACAAGGCGACACAAGAGACGGCAGCGACGGGAGCUGGGCAGCCAUGGACGGCAUAUAAGAUCACCAAGGAGUAUAGAGACGUCUUCGAGGCUCCCACCGGAACGGUUCCGGAUCGGCCCAUACGUCACGGGAUCACUCUCGAGGCUGGCGCCGUCCCUCCGCGUGGAUGUAUCUACCGCAUGAGCGAAGAGGAACUCGARGUGCUUCGCGCACAACUCGAUGAUCUUCUCAACAAGGGUUGGAUUCGCGCUAGUUGCUCGCCAUACAGUGCACCUGUUCUCUUCGUCCGGAAGAAGGACAAAGAUUUACGGUUAUGUAUCGACUAUCAGAAACUUAACGCACAAACCGUAAAGAACGCCGGCCCUCUCCCUCGGAUUGAUGAUCUCCUUGAGCGGUUAGGCGGCGCGACGUACUUCUCGAAGUUGGAUUUGAAGUCAGGUUACCACCAGAUUGAAAUCCAGCCUCAAGAUCGGUACAAGACCGCGUUCAAGACGCGGUACGGGCAUUUUGAGUGGGUCGUUAUGCCAUUUGGACUCACCAAUGCCCCCGCAACGUUUCAAGCGGCGAUGACGACUGAGUUUCGCGACUUGCUCGAUCGCAGCGUCCUCAUCUACCGUGAUGAUAUCUUGGUUUAUAGUAGGACGUUGGACGAGCACAUCGUACACCUUCGCGUUGUUUUGAAUCGUUUGCGACUAGCCAAGUACAAAGCGAAUCUCGACGAGUGCGAAUUCGCCAGGCAAGAGCUUGAGUACUUGGGCCAUUUUGUCAUGCCGAAAGGCAUUCGUCCCUUAGCGGACAAGAUCCAAACCAUCGUGGAUUGGCCGGAACCCCGUUGCACUACGGAUGUACGCUCUUUCAUGGGUUUGGCUGGAUAUUAUCAGCGAUUCGUCGAGUCAUACUCGAAAGUGGCCGCUCCUUUGUCGAGACUUCAGUCCCCGAAGUGUCACGAGGACGGUUGGCAUCCGGUUGAGUAUUUCUCCCGAAAGGUGCCUCUCGUCAACACUCUCGAGGACGCUAGGAAGAAAGAGCUACUCGCGUUCGUCACCGUUCUCAAACGGUGGCGCCACUUUCUUCUCGGCCGUCGGCGUUUCAAAUGGAAUACAGACAAUAAUCCGUUGACCUUUUAUAAAACGCAAGACACGGUCACUAGCACGAUCGGUCGAUGGAUGUAUUACAUCGACCAGUUCGAUUUUGACCUGUGCUACAUUCUCGGUCCCGCCAAUCGAGCUGCGGACGCCCUCUCACGACGGCCCGACUUAUGCGCCAUUGUGACCGCGGCAUUCGACCUCGAUGACGAUCUGCAGCCGCAUUUCGUCGAAGGCUACAAGUCCGAUCCGACUUACUCUACGCUUUACGCAGAGCUUUCAUCGGAUCACCCGCCGGCUAGCCACUAUCGGAUUUCCGACGGGUUCCUUCUCCUUCACUCGAGAGGAAAGGACUUGUUAGUUGUGCCCCAAGAUCGCAUCUUACGGACUCGUCUUCUCGGCGAAUUCCACGACGCACGACUUUCGGCACACCUUGGYGUGAACCGCACACUAGCACGCCUCCGCCAGCGUUUUCACUGGCCCGACGGCCUUCAUGACGUCACGAGGUACAUUGAGUCAUGUGCAGUUUGCCACUGUAACAAGGGUCGAUCUCGAGUCCCCUUCGGCGAACUGAAACCGCUGCCGAUUCCUCGGGCACCACGCCUCUCCAUUGCUAUGGACGUGACAGGCACGUUUCCCCGCGAUCGCCGCGACCAUGACGGUAUUCUCAUGGUCGUUGACCGUUUGAGCAACUCGGCUCGGCACCCGCAGACGGAUGGUCAGACGGAGCGAGCACACCAGACCGCUGAGAUGAUGUUGCGUGCGCUCAUCCGUCCCGACCAGAAGGAUUGGGUUGACCGACUUCCCGACAUCGAGUUCGCCUACAACACUUCGGUGCACCCGGCGAUCUGCGUAACACCAUUCGAGCUACAUCAUGGUGGAGAGAAAGCACGGAUCUUCGCUGAUCUCCUUUUGCCACAGGCUGCCGACAUAGACGUCCCUUGCUCUCCCGCUUCCAUCCGGAAGUACCGGGACUUGCUGAUCAAAGCCCGCGCAAAUAUGCAAAAGGCUCAGAUCCGCAUGCAGCAGCAAGCUAACCGACGUCGACUUCCAUGUCCUUUCCGCGAGGGAGACCUUGUUUGGGUCCUCUCCGAGGAAUUUGCGCUCGAGCAGGAUGUUUCGCGCAAACUCCUUCCGAAAUGGUUCGGACCAUGGGAAGUCACUUCUGCCGUUGGAGACGACCCCGCAGGUCCUUCCUUCGGGAUCAACAUUCAUACGCCACCUUCAACUGACGAGUUCCCUGGACAUCGAUCACAGGAUCCGCGUUCUAUGGACGGACAUCAGGAAGUAGACCGCGUCAUCACGCACCGCAAGUAUGGCAACAAGCCAAGGCAGUACAAAGUCACAUUCAAGCAAUGUGCGCCCAAUGACAUUCGGUGGAUCUCCAGUACAGAUUUGCAGACUUCUGCACCCCUCAUCUUCGCCGACUAUGAGAAGCGACGCCUUGCUAAGGACGCAGCUCGGCCUGAGCCUGAAGCGGGCAAAGUUUCACAAGUGUCCACUGAGCCAAUGGGCAAGGAUGGUGAAGUCAGCAGACAGGAGGAAAUGAAACAGGCAUCCCCUGUAAGGGGUAUGACAGCUGUGGAGACAAUCGGCAAUGGGGAAGUGAGGAAUGAGAUAGAGGCCGAGCUCACGCCAUGCGGUAACCCUGUGCUGAUGACAGUGCCUCCAGAAUUGGGCACAGAGCGAUGCUUAACGGAGGACAACAGCAUGGAUGGGGGCCUAAAGAGGCAGAGACAGGAAGAUCUGAUGUGGAAACAGGACAAGGUGCGUAGAGGUGAAGAGGACACAUCUGUGGGAAGCCAGAGGGCAUCUGAUCUCCCUGGAUUGAACUCGGAAGCAGCAGAAACUGGACAGAACUGUCUUCAAAGUCAGAGCUCAAUGGAGGGAGUCGGGGAGGCUGACAUGGGGCAGACUGACACCGGGGUUGUGGAUUUACCACCUUCGGGAAUAGGUGAUGGAGUCCCCAAAGCAAAGAUGGAAAGCUUGGUCAUGGACAGUCAAUGCGAUAAUGUUGCAGGAGAAGUUGGAGGGAAGAUGUUCCCUGGAAAUUUACAAUUAGGUGUCUUAGAAGCACCGAACAAUGGUCUAUUGGAAGUGGCGUUAACGCAAAAGAGUGAAAUGCCUCUCACUGAAACGGUGCAGAGAGUGGGGAUAUCGAUCGGAAGUGGUUUUCCCGCAGGAGAUGCCAAUAAGGCUGCGGAGGAGGUAAAGGCAACCGGAAGUGGUUUUCCCGCAGGGGAUGCCAAUAAGGCUGCGGAGGAGGUAAAGGCAAUCGGAAGUGAUUUUCCUGCAGGGGAUGCCAAUAAGGCUGCGGAGGAGGUAAAGGCAAUUCAAGAUUUAGCCCAAUGUACACGUGUGCAAGAAGGCCCCAAAACAGCCCAUGAAGCAUUGGAAGGCGUUUCAACAAAUGAGGUGGAUCUGCCUCGAUGUCCGGACAUUGUGAAGGCCAAAACAGCAAUGCAUCCUCCAUCGGGGACUGGGAGAAGCUCUUCGAGAGGUAAAGAGCGUGCUGCUGCUAAUGGUGGAGACAUGAAAAAGAUGUCAGACAGACGGAUGAGCAGGCAUCUGAGAUCUGAGGAAAAGGCAGGUGAUGCAUCAAGCCGCAUCAGGCAAAGCUCAAAGACAUUGGGGAAGGAUAGCCAUUCAGUGUCCAGUCGGUUGUCGGUGCCAUCAUCCGAGCAUGGGAGUAAAGAACGGAAGUCAUCGAGCUCCGAACAUGGGAGUAAAGAACGUAAGUCUUCGAGCUCCAAAUCAGGGCACAUUUCAUCAAAGGAAAGGCACAGACAUUCCUCUUCGAGUGCAGGAAAAGGAGCUGAUGGAGGAAAGAACAAGGAGUCCUCUUCAACAAGCAAAGGAAACACUUCCACGAAGGAUACCAAGGCUAGUCAGAAGGAUUCAUUGGCGGCUCAAGGAGGUUCGAGUGCUGUAUCUAGCGCCAAGCGCGCUGAUGGAACAUCCACACGACCCAAUGAGAGUGGAUUGUUUAAUGUGCCUGAGGGCGGCUGGACUUAUGUUGAUAUGAAUGGGCAACGUCAAGGACCUUUUACACUAUUUCAACUGCAGGGCUGGAGUCUAGCCGGUCAUAUGCAUGAUCAGAUGGUGAUCAAUCACACUGAGAAAGGGCUGCUUAUAACCCUCGCUCUUGCACUCCAGAGGACUCGUGGGACUCCUCAUCUCAAGUCCACACAACAGCAGCAACUUCGUCAGGGGGGCGGACACCUCCAGUCAGCUCAGCCACAGUCAGAACCACAGAUGUCACAAGUCCAGGCACCCCACUCACAGCAGCCAUCGCAAUUGCCACAAGGGCAAUUGUCACAGGUGCGGCCAUUGCAAGUGCCACAGGUGCAACAGGCACAAUUACCACAGGUGCAACCAUUGCAUUUGCCACAGGCGCAGCCAUUACAAAUACCACAGGGGCAGCCAUUGCAAUUCGCACAGGUUCAACCAUUGCAACAACCUCAAGUGCAACCAUCACAAUUACCACAGAUGCAGCCAUCACAAUCGUUCCAUGUCCAGACAUCACAGCCGUCGCAAAUGCAGCCCCCACAAACCUUCCAAGCUCUGCCACCACAGCUACCGCAAGCUCAGCCACCACCACUCCCACAAAUGCCACAUUUGCAUGUCCAACCACCACCACAGCAGCUACUUCCACCACAACCACCACAGUUGUUUCAAUUGCAGCAGGCGCCAUUCCCACAGCAGCCCCAAGUUCCCCCGCAACUUACACACGUGUCUCUGCAGUGCCAGCAGUCGUUACAGGGACAACAGGUCCAGCUACUGCAGCUGCAACAGAACCAGCAACAAACUCACCAUGCUUUACAGGUGCAGUGGCAGCCCCAACAGUGCAUGCCACCAGAUCAGUUGCCACUCCCACCGCCUCCUCAUCAGGGACACGUGAAUGCUUUCCAGUCACAGCAGCCUCCACAGCUUCCAAUCAGGCGUGUAACAGCCCCUGCUAACUGUCAAGUACCGCCCCAACCACCCCCACCACCUCCCCCACAACCUCCUCCUCAACCUCCUCCAUCGGCUCCCCCGAUCAACUCUCAGACAAUUCCACCGCCCCCACUUCAGACUGGCAUGACACAGGUACCCGCUCCAAGACUCUCUCAAACGCCUCCGAACCGGCUUCCAUUUCCUCCAGCAAUGCCCCCAAGUGUAUCCCCCCCACCAUACCCACCGGGGUCACAACCACUUUCACAAUCAUUCAUUCCCCCUCCUCAUAUCUGUCCUCCUCCAUUUUGCUCACAAGGGCCCUGGUGUCCGCCCGGCACGUCUCAAGUAUCGGAAGUGCCUCUUCCAGGUCCGCCACAGUCCUUUCCAUCUAUGUCUUGUCAUGUGGCUCCACCCCCCCCUAUCUCCUCCGCAGUUGCCUCUCAGCCUCCUCCACAACGGCCUGUGGUUGCUGGUCAACAAGGCGCUCAACCCUUAGCAGUGACUUUGCCACCCACUCAGGUUGGGUCACAAGUGCCGUCGCGAAUCCCUGCACCGCCCUCCUUGCAGAUCGCAACAGAGCCAUUUGGGCAGGUGCAACCAAUGGAGCUCAGCUUGUCACCUUGUGAAUCACAUGAUGGCGACUCCUUUACACAGCCACUGAAGACAGGUUCGAGCAUCCCUGAUGGUAAAGCACAUCAGGAAUCUAGCUCUACAGGAUUCCAGGGAUGUUUUACGCCCCAUUCGGUAUCACACAAAUUGCCGAGUGUGGACUCAAUUCCGUCACGCGAUUGGUCACCGCAAUCAUGGUCACAACAGGGAUCACAGCGGCCAACUCCUCCAGAUACCACCCCACUCUCCCCACAGCUGCGUCAUAUGAUGCCUCAUCGGUCUCAGUUGUCACCAGUGAAGCCUAGGAUUCUAUAUCAUGAAAUGUCUCGACAGGAUGCGAGUCAACAGGGACAACAUCAGGGGAUGCAGCGAGAGAUUCUAGACCAGCAGCCACCACAUAACCAUCGUGGCAUGAGACCAGAAAUCGAUGGAACCCCAUGCACUGAGGGUGAAGAUUCAAGGCAUCACCCUAGUCCACUUCAAAAGGAAGCUGGAGGAGGGUUGUCAUCUGGCAGAAAACUGGAUGGGUGGAUGUAUAAAAAUGCAUCUGGUGGGCUAAGUGGUCCGUAUUCAACCGAACAACUGGAGGAAGGUGUGAGGACGAACUUCCUGUCUGAUCUUAUGCCCGUGCACUGGUGCCCUGAGUCGGGUGAUCUUGAGCCGGCCAUUCCUUUGAGGGAAGCACUGCUGCAGGGGAGGGGUUUGGACCCUCUAUCAUCCAGGGCACUUCCUGAGCAUCAUCAUAUGGCCAGUAGAGAGAAGGAACGCCCUUCCCGCAUGGACUCCUUUAGCGGGCCAGGGAGUGCAGCUUUAACACGGGAGAAUGCACACUAUGCUGAAACACACCGGAUUGGAUCAAAUGCUGCAUUUCCAUCCCACUCCAGAUAUGGACCCCAUUCACCUGAGAGAGAUGUUGAUGGUCACCUUCCAAAUAGAGUUUCUUCAUAUGACUUGCUCCCAUCAUGGGGUAGUUCAAAGGUACCCUAUUUGCCAUCAUCUCACUAUCAGUACAAUUCUCUACAGUCAGGGCACUCCGCUCCUCCUCCAUCGAUACAUAGGUCUGUGAAUGAAGGGGUUCGAAAUGAUUUACUAUUGCGUUCACAGCAGACAAUUGAAGACAUCUCUGGCACAAGUGGCCCACACCAGGGCCAAAUGGGUUGGCGUGAGAUAGACCGGAUGUCGCAAGGGCCUAUGCACCGGUGGAUGUCUGAAGGGGCUGGUGCCACUCGUGGUCAAGCACACAUGAGCGAUCUGCCAGAUGGGGAGGCUGGACGGGCAUCUUCACCGCCUUUUAUGAGAUCUGCAACUUCCAAGGGUUCUCUGCAUGUCAUGAGUGAAUCGACUAGCCGGCUGAGGGAUCAGGCUGAAUUACCCCCCCACGAUUUUAAAGCUGCAUCUGAUGCACGUGCUCCAGCAGAUAGCAAAUAUCGCUACUUGUCUCCCAGUCUUAAAAAGGCAUGGGAUGCUGUGUGCUGGCAAUAUGAAGGUGGUGAUCGACAAUUGAAGGGCCCUUAUAACCUUACCUAUUUGAAAAGGUGGUUGGAGAAGGGUUACCUUUACUUGUCACUUGAGGCAUGGGAUGCUGUGUGCUGGCAAUAUGAAGGUGGUGAUCGACAAUUGAAGGGCCCUUAUAACCUUACCUAUUUGAAAAGGUGGUUGGAGAAGGGUUACCUUUACUUGUCACUUGAGGUUCGACACAUCGAUGGGUUGAUGAAUCCAAUGACCCUAAAAGAACUGGUUACUAUUGGUGAAUCCGGACAGUUAGCAGAUGCCUUGGGUGUUGACCAUGAUACCUGGGAGCGAAAGCCUCGGAGCAAAACUGGUGCAGGUGAGGAGCAAAAAGUUCCUAAGCCAUCUCAUGGGAGAGGGACAGAGAAGGAGUGGAGGAAAGACGAAGUUGUAGAGGGGAAUAUGGAAGAUGAGAAGGAAGCUAAACAGACGGAAGCGCCAGUAGAUAAGAAAAAAGAAGACAAGAGGGUGAUAACGGAGUAUAAGCAAGAGCCAUAUCAGGAGGAAACCAGCCAGGAGGAGCCUAUCGAGCUUGUUCGCCGAGAACUUCACUUGGCGGUGAUGAAAGUGGUGCGGAGAGCUGUUGUUGAUGCCACAAUCUCCCAGCGUCUGGAGCAGUGGCUGGAGGAGAAGGAAGCGGCAAGGCGCAUGGAGGAGGCGGUGGUUGGAGCGAAGCGAGCAGAUGCACCAGCAGUGCAGUACCGCAGGGAGGACAUUGCUGGGAAGCAUUUUUCAGUAGGAGAUUGGUUUGACACAAGGAAGAAAAGAGGACAGGCUGCACCAUCCGAAGGGGUAGUAGCAGUUAGCUCCCAGAAGAAAACAUCCGGGAAGGUGGGAAAUGACACUAACAAGAAGCUUCGGGACUAUUCGUCAUCGUCUUCUUCCUCAUCAGACACAGAGAGCAGCUCAAGUGAAUCAUCUUCCGAAAGCAGCAGUAGUGAUGAUGAACCUGUGGACGCUCACGACAAUCAAGAACCCACGGCUGACGAAAAUGAAGAACCCACGGAAGCUUCUGAACAGCUGCGCCUCCAUGCAAAGAAGGUGCACAGACGUGCACACUAGAUAGUGGAAAAUCGUGCCUUCAUGAUAUUGGUAAAUGAGUCAAUCGUGAUGAUAACGAUGAUGACGAGUUUUGUGCUGCUUCAACAGGAGGAGGUUCCCGAGGUUGGCCAAAGCACAGUAAGUAUGAGGCAGAAGUGCGGGACGGAUGUGCUUCUUGCCAAUGGCAGACAAGCUCUGGGCGAGGGUUCGUGUAUGGCUGCGGGUACACCAGGUUUAACCCGUGGAGGUUGGCUCAUAGAACUGUCCUUCUCCAACUGUGAUACUGAUAAAGCUAAGGAUGAUACUUGCUCAUCCAGUGAAGAGAGAACUUCACUGCCCUCCCUUCUAACAAGAAAUGAGGAGAUUGCAGAUGAUGGCAGGGAAACUUGUCCUUCUUUUGACAGUCAGGGCCAUAUUGAAACCCCAUUGACUGCGAAUGGAUGGCAAGGUACUGGAUGGGAUGGGAGAGUGCCGAGCAACUUCUCAAGUAUUGACAGAUGUGCAGAAUUCUCGACCACAAACGUCAUGGGGUGGAAAGGAAUGCCGGGUUCUGUACAGAAAGAAAUUGGUGGAAUAGGGGCAAGCCUCUGUGAAGAUGGUUGUAUGCAGAUCAAGCCAGAAACACAGGUGGUUAGCACUGUUGACAUUCAGGGCAAUGGCCUGUUCAUGUGGAACCAGAACGCUCAACUCAGUGUGGCUUGUCCUCAAGGAUCGUGCACAGAAUUGGACCCAUUGGAAGUGGAGAGGGAACAGCAGUUGGACAAUCAUGAGGUUGUUUGGCUACCCGGGAGGAGAGUGCAGGAAGGGGGGAAACAGCUGUCGGGUAUCAAAGAAGCAAUUUCACUGAAACAGAUAGGACUUCAGAUGCAGGAUGGUGAGGCAUUCCUGCAGACGUGUGAGAAACCACUGGAAGAUGAGGAUGAGCCUCAGGAGGAUGGUGGACUCGAAAAAGGAAACACAAGGCUGGUACCUGGAGAGCUGAUGGCACAGCGCACCAGUGAGGAACGGUAUUCUGGCAUUGAUAAGCCAUCAUCGCUGUGUGAGGCAGUGGGCAAGGGAGAUGAGACUGAUGGUAAUCCAUUGCAGAAGGCUUUUGAGGCAAUGGUCUGUCACAACGUGGUACCUCAGCACGGGAUGAUUCAUCUCGCCUUGAAUCCCAAAAACGAAGAAGAAAAUGAUGAUGGGGAUAAAAUUGAGAAUGUCGCUAAACAUCCCACCAGCUUCAACGAGCCAUUGCUCCAGCAGGCAAAGGAAGAGGAAAAGGGAAAUCGUGGGCCCUCACAACUGAAGGAUAUAGAGGACACUGGGAGACACCAUACCGUAGAGCUGUUGAGAGAAGAUGAUGCCCUCAUUGAUGGAACUAAAGGAGUGCUGAAGGACCUCACAUUGUAUAAGGUGGCGAAUUGUAUGGGUAAUGGUGAAAAUGUGACCAUUCAUGGCGGAGUCGUCGAAGAUCAGUCUGCAGAUGAUGGAGCACUGAGCUGGAAAGGCAGCAAGUGUACUCUCUGCCGCAAUUUCAUGCCGACGGUGGAGAUUGGGAGACUAGUAGGUGAGCACAGUGACAUGGUUACUGGGAUAGAUUAUCAAUCUGCUCAGGAGAUCCCUCAGACAGGCUGUUUGGAACGAGGGAACCUUCCAGGCAAAGAUGGGAAAGUAGAAAGUGGUCUGGAAAUCAUGUCUUCCAAGGAAAGGGGCCAGCAGGUGACUGUGGAAGAGCAAAUGUGGCAUGAGUUCGAGAAAUCUGAGGAUGAUGCAUGUGUUUUGCCCUGUCAGCAGCGAGCAGAACCCAAGGCAAUGCUAUCUGUUGAGAUUGACAGGGCUAAUGGAAGCCCUUCCCCAGGAAAGGUGAAUUGUAGUGAGCCGUCCCUGGGACUCUGUAAGCUGCCCUUGAUGGCAUAUGGCAUUGAACAACAGCGCUUCCAAUUGGGUUGUAUAGAAUGUGAGCAGCUUCCUGACGAUGUCCUGAAAUACCAAACUGCUGCCGCAAGUUCUGAAUGUGAGUAUACUGAGAGGGAGCUGAUCCACAAGGAGGAUGUUCUCAAGGAGGUUCCAAAGUCAGUAACAGAGCAGGGGUCUACGCUGAGAGGGUGUGCAAAAGAGGAAAUGAUCGGGAGAAAAAUGCCUUCAUUUGGUGCAGAGAAGGCCAGCGAGAGGGUUGACCCAGGAGUGCUGAAUGGGAUGUUGGCAGGGGCAUCUGAGAAGCAGGAGGAACUUCAUCGUGCAGAGGGUGAUACAUCUGUUGGCGGAUGUCAGAGGAACAACGCCCUGGGAAAUGAUAGACAGCAAAGGGGAAUGAUUGAAAGUAUCGAGGCAACACAAAUGGAAAUUGACCUUGUGCAUGAGGACUGUGGGCUAGCAGACGGCAAUAAGGAUGCAGGAGAGGAUGUUCUUAUGGCGCCUGGCCCUCAGGUUUUGGUGUUGGAAGGUGGAGAAGGAAGUGCAGCUGACCUUGCUGAAACAGGAUUUUGUGGUGAAAACAUGAAGAUGGAGGUGGGCACAGAAGCUAUUCAGUGUGCUGUGGUUGAGGGCAUGUCAGGAACUGAAACUGAGUUUCAGCUCGAUUGUGAAAAUCCCGAGCAGGAGUGUACAGCUACAACCCCCAAACCAGAUUUCAUAACCUCAGUAGCAGAGAAACGCAGAGUUGAAAGUAAUGAGCUCGUAAGCGAAACCACACUUGAUAUGGAUACGAAGGAAAUAAGUGCUCCUACAAUGGUUGUUUACUCUCGACGAAGAGACUGUGGAAGGGAGUCGGGGCUUAAAACAGCUUUUAUUGAAGAGAAGGGGGAGCAGGAGGUUUUAUUAGGGCAGGUGUCACCUGGAUGCGCCAGGGAGAAAGUUGAUUAUGAGAGGGCACAAAUCUGUUUGGACCUUCGCCACUCUUCACUCUCCUUUAGCAGAAUCGAUGAUGAUCCAUCAUUGCUGAUGGAACUUGACAAGUCGGCAUUAUCUUUCAUAAAGGAUGAGAGUCCGUGGAACGUCAUGUUUUUAUCUGCAGACAGUCUAUUCCCACCACCGAGUGACUCACAAGGGGGUUCACAUGCCUCUAUCUGUCCGGAUGGUCACAUGGGAAUGCGGAAUAAAGAUAAGGAGGGUGCAGUUGCCGGUUCUUCUGUUACGGGGAGCUUGCGAGGGAAUAAUAUGCUUGAACUUGACUUGCUAUCUGGGGACAGUGCAUGUGAACCAAGUGACUGCCAAUUGGAGAAGGAUGGGGAUUGUGAGAUGUCAAGUCGAACUCUAGCCAAAGAUGAACAUCCUGCCGGUGGCUUGCAGAUUGCUCCCAGAGCAGACUGUAAUGGACCAGCUAUGGGUACAACCAUGGAUGCUGUGAACAGACGCCCUGUAUACCAUUCAGAGACUCCAGCAAAACAAUUGUCCCCGGAAGAAACUCCUGCAGUAUCGGGGCUAUCAGCCCUCGCAUCAACUUCAAGCUGCUUACUGCCGUCUGGUCUCACCCAGUGUGUUUUGGUGGACCAGCCAAGUGCGCGCCAGGAAUCCCCUCUAUCACCCUCCCGAGACAACACGGACACGUUGAUGGAUUCCCCACUCACUAGGAAGAAGGGCCUGGCAUUCGAGGAACAGGAUGGGACAGGCAUUGGAAGUACGACGAUGAUAUCAGAUAAGGAUGGCCCCUUAGGAAGAGUUUCUGAUUCUUCACUGCUGCUUACUGAAAUGGAACAUUCUGCGUUGACAACUUGUGAGCCAGAGGCAGCGCUGCAUUCAGGCUCAGCAGGAACUGCCCCAGAGGCUGAGCAACACCCGGAGGCAGCAGAAAUGGCAGGUUUUGCAGAUGCUGCACUAUCAAGGGCAUCCAGGUCAACGAAGAUUACAUUUGAAGAACAGCCACGGACACUGAAAAGUGGAAGGAUUGGCAAUGAUCCCAGUAGACUCCAAGACGCCUCUGGUUGCAACAAUGAUAACGACCAUGGGCAUGAUCUCAGCGGCUGGUGGCAUGGGCUGGAAACUGCCCAGGGCAUGGAGGAAUAUCUGCAGUGUAGGGUUUUGAGAAAGGAGUUCUGGAGGAAAGUUUCAUGCCGUCCAUGCAGUGGUGGGCUUCCCCCUGACGUCGUGCUAGUCAGCAAGGCGGGGUCCCGUGCGAGGUCAGUUGAGAAGGCCUUGGCGAUGGAAAGAAGAAUGGCUGCCAUCAUGAAAAGUACUCAAACUAGGACAGACUACCCGAGAACCCGGGCUACCUUGAAGGGAAAAGCAUGCCCGGUAGGGAGUCCUCGUCCAGUGCGUCGUCCUGCUGCCAUAGAGGGGAAACAAAUGCCUCUGAGAGUGUUUAGUCAGACGCAGACACGAAACAGUACAUCCAUAUAUGAUGAGAAUGGAAAGGAGCGAGGCAACUCAUCUACCAAGGUAGCUGGAAACCGAAGGGAAGGUGGAAGAGUCAAGUGUGUGAUGUGCAGAGGGCCUUGCUGUAAAUUGCAGGGCAGUGAGCACAGUUGCUUGGAUACAACAUUGUUGGCAGAACUUGAAACUGUAAAUGAGGCUUCUCGGACAGCAUCCCGGAUCAUGGCUGCCAGAACUUGCCAGGAUGGCAAAGUGAAGUGCAAACAGAUUCAAGGAAGGCCAAUCUCGGAAGGCUGUGCUCGGACAUCAAUGAGUGGCUGGUCGUGGCGGGAGUGGGCUCGGAUAGCUACCCCGGAAGAAAGACUAACUGCAAGGGGUCUCACUCAAGGGGAAGUGGAUGUUGCCAGUGUGGGUAAGAGUUCCUUGUCCAAUGAGACAGUGCUAGGGAAUACAGGCCUAGGGCAGAUGCCUGCAGAUCGGGCGAGAAUGAAUCGUGCUAAACAUCGAAGGCUCGCUGUCGCUGCUGAAGGGGCAGAUAUCUUAAAGUUGAGCCAGUUGAAGGUAUUGCCGCACAUAAUCAUUCCGCUCUUUUUCACCAAUCGAGGACUUUGUGUCAUAGUUGGAAAUGAAAUUGCUUUUCUUGCGGGCAAUCCAUGUGUAGCAUUUUGUAACUUUUGUUCUUAUUUAGUGACGUGCUUGUCUGUUCCUGCGGGGACCUCUUCUCCAUACCUGCUUCAGCAUCUUUCAGUAUUGCAUCUUUGUGGUCAGAACUGCUGGAACUUUGGAACCAAUUAUAAUGUUAGCUUCGCAUGCGCUGUAGAGGGAUCUUCUGAGGAGAUCGCGAUAGGGAUGCUAGCGAACAAUUUUCUUUGUUCUGAGGAGAAGAACAACUGGAUCAAGGCAAGUGGAAGUGGAAUGAAAGGAUGUUUAGGGGACUUCAAGUCGGAGGAGGUGGGAAUGCGAGAACCCUAGGUCCUUCCAGUAGACGGUUGUGUGUCCUCUUGUGAGGGGUAGAACAGGAGGCACGAGUGUAUCUUCUCUGGUGUGUGUUGAUUUGACUCUAGGGAGAUAAAGGAAUCUUUGCCAA
Molecule: messenger RNA, 17882 nt
Organism: Chara braunii
Lineage: Eukaryota; Viridiplantae; Streptophyta; Charophyceae; Charales; Characeae
Source: the annotation of a GenBank genome assembly